This is a messenger RNA of Monoraphidium neglectum, 1707 nucleotides long. RefSeq lists its product as hypothetical. The coding region runs from base 1 to 1707 and encodes 568 amino acids. Lineage: Eukaryota; Viridiplantae; Chlorophyta; Chlorophyceae; Sphaeropleales; Selenastraceae. The record is from RefSeq and is a predicted model, not a curated record. The transcript has 3 exons.
AUGUUCCUCCACUCGGCUCACCUCGACCUGACCGACACGCUCCUGUUUGAGGAGGGCGUCCGCCUGCGCUGUGCGACCGUGGCCGUGUCGCCGCCGCACGGCUGCCCCGGCCUGCCGCCGCUGAUGCCCACGUCCCAGGUGGUGGUGGAGGUGCCCCUCACCAGCUGGCUCCAGCUGGACAGCCUGGGGCCGCCUCAGGCCAAGAUUUUGAAGCAUCCUGUGCGCACACUGCAUUGCGCGCUGGCGUUCACAAACGGCGCAGCGCCGCGGGCGGGGGCAGCGCCCUUGAGCGGCUGGGUGGUCGCCCAGGUGGCGAAGGUUGGAGGCGUGACCAGCGGCGCUCCUUGGAACGCUCGGUCGUCUGUCACAGUUUCGCUGUCAGAAGCCGCAGCGUUCGCCGGCAGCAUCAGCAACGGCAGCUGGGAGGACGACGGCGGCAAGGCCGUGGCGAGGCAGGGCGGCGGGCAGCACGCAGCCAAGGCGCAGGUGGCACUCGUGCUGCGGGACGACCAGACUGCCCUGGGGCAGCUAUUGUGCGAGGGAGAGACCGUCGCGCUGCUGGGCGCUGCGCUCCUGAGCCCCGAACCCCUGGCAGACCCAGGCGCGCAUGGCAUGCAACCCCUUGCCGCCGCAGCCGAGCGCGACGGCGCCGGUGGUGGCUGCAGCGGCUCUGAGGGGCGGGUGCUGCUGCUUGGGCAGCGGUACCUAGUGGUGGCGCCCUCUGUGCCAGGGAGUGAGGGCACGGGUGAGCCGGGCGCAAUGGAGGUCGACGGCCUGCCCUGCCAGCAGCAGCAGCAGCAGCACCAGCAGCAGCAGCAGCAGCAGCAGCAGCACCAGCAGCAGCAGCAGCAGCACCAGCAGGCAGCCGCCACCACCGCUGGUACGCAUGUGCUACCACCACUGGGCACGCUGCAGGCUGGAGCAAAGGGACUGGUCCUGUGGGGCCGCGUCUACGGCCUCAGGCGGCAGGGUGGCGGGCAGCUGGUCUGCACACUGGCAUCAAUGGCAGCCGGCGGUAGCAGCAUCAAGCUGCGCAUGCGACUCGCGGAUGGGCCAUACAGCAAGGCCCUGCUGCAACAGCUGCGAGACGGCCACACGCUGCUGCUCAUUGGCGCGCGCACCGUCGUGCCGCCCGUCGGCCCCACAGGCGCCACGCCGCCUGGCGCCGGGAACGUGGCGGCCGAGGUGGAGUGGGACGCGGCUGCCGAGGGUGCCGCAGCGCAGGUUGUCACCAGCCUCCCGGCGCUGCUGACGACGCCUGCGCUGCAGGAUGGUCUCACCCGGUCGCUCACCGAGCUGACAAGCAUGCCAUCUACUGCAACAGCAGCCGCACCUCCCCCGCCCAUUGCCAUCGUUGAGGCGCGUGUGGCGGGGGCGUCAGUGCGGGUGGCGAGGGUUCACUGGGCUUGUGGGCGGCACGUGUCGCGGUCAUCGCUUGGACUGGGUGACCUUGGGGACCUCUUGGGGGACGACGACACCCAGGUGGCCGACGGUGGCGGCGGUGGCGAUGCGAUUGAGUGGGACAAUCCAGGGGCCGCACUGUGGGCGUGCAACUUCUGCUGCGUGGAGUGCGGCGCGGCGGAGACCGAGCUGGCAUGGGCAGGCAGCCUGUCGCUGGCCCUGGUGGACAGCGAGGGAGGGGCAGACGGCAGCGGCGGGGCUGCGCCUUUGCAGGCGGCGGCGGAGCACCAGCUAGUUGUUCUGUAA